Messenger RNA from Solanum pennellii, 1232 nucleotides. RefSeq lists its product as uncharacterized. Gene Ontology annotation, molecular function: DNA binding. Bases 111 to 1013 code for a protein of 300 amino acids. The record is from RefSeq and is a predicted model, not a curated record. The transcript is spliced from 2 exons. NCBI's taxonomy places the organism in Eukaryota, Viridiplantae, Streptophyta, Magnoliopsida, Solanales, Solanaceae.
UAUAUAUAUAUAUAUAUAUAUCAGAAAUGGACGCGAAUAGUCCAUAAGAAAGGAAAAACGGUUUCAACCAAAUUCUGCAAACUUUUUGGGGAACUGUGCAGAGUGCAGAAAUGGAGGAUCAAGACGUUGAUGAAAAUGGUUCAAACAAUUCUGAAGUAGUUGUUAUUGAUAACUACUCUUUAAGCAGUGUAUUGAUUCCAAACAAGUUUGUCCAACAACAUUUACCUCCUAUUGCAUCUGGCAAAUCCAUGAUAUUAGAAUUCGAAGAUUGCGGUGAGAACAACUUUAUGAUGGAAGUUGUACACUCAAAUUAUGGAGAUUACUACCAUAUUAGAACAGGGUGGGAGACAUUUAAGAAUCAACACAAGUUGGAAUCUGGAGAUUUAAUAUAUUUUUCUAAGAAAAAUGAUUCCUAUGUGAUCUACUCUUGUAAAACGCCUAAAACGGAUCUGCAAGUCUCUAAUGAAUCAAUUGAGAGAGUACACGUGCUUGUCAAGAAUUUCUGUGCUAAAGAUCCCAAAUGCUUACGAUUAUUGAAGAAAGAGGUGGAAGGGAAUCUUGAUCAACAUCUUAUUAUUCAAGUAGGAGAAGAAGUAAUUCUACCUCUACAUGAUCCAAUUAGGAAGAAGUCAUUUAUAGUGCAACUGUUGCAUGCUGAUCAAGAGGAGUACCAUAUUAGAGGAAUAGGAUGGGAGGAAUAUGUGGCUCAACACAACUUGUUCAUUUUCGAUGAAACUACUAUCUUUGUUAACAAGGUGAUUCUAGAUCCAACUGCAGAGGUUCAGCUUGUCAACAUAUCAUAUCACUAUGAAAUUACUUAUCAGACUGAAGCCAAAAAUCAACCCCAAAGGAAACUGAAACUAUCAGGCACGACCACAGAGACUAGUUCAGCACCCGCCUCUACUGCUGUGGAUAAUAGUUCAGCCCCUGCUUCUACUACUGUUGAUAAUAGUUCAGCACCCGCUUCUACUGCUGUUGAUAAUAGUUUUGAUGAUGUUUAUUGGCUCGGAUGACUGAUCGAUUGAACCUAGUCUGUCGAUUACACAGGAUUGGACUUGAUGAUUGUAAUACAUUCAUCCAUUGGGAUGAGCCAUCAAACUCAUAAGUAGUUUUAUGCAUUUUGUUUAGUUUCAUACUCAAAACCUACAAGUGUAAUCUGCAGAUAUUCAUGCUCAGAUCAUUUACAUGUUAGUAUAUUCUAUAGCAAUAUGAAUAAUUUGUCCACUAGUUUC